This is a messenger RNA of Penicillium angulare, 7149 nucleotides long. RefSeq names its product nonribosomal peptide synthetase ftmA (gene ftmA). Gene Ontology annotation, biological process: secondary metabolite biosynthetic process; amino acid activation for nonribosomal peptide biosynthetic process. Gene Ontology annotation, cellular component: cytoplasm. The record is from RefSeq and is a predicted model, not a curated record. The transcript has a single exon. Lineage: Eukaryota; Fungi; Ascomycota; Eurotiomycetes; Eurotiales; Aspergillaceae. Gene Ontology annotation, molecular function: phosphopantetheine binding; catalytic activity. The coding region runs from base 1 to 7149 and encodes 2382 amino acids.
AUGCCUGAAAUUCAAGUAACAGAUGCAGCGCCGGCGCCCGUUCGCGCAAAAGAACCUUGCCUUAUUCCAUCCUCGAAUAAACUGCGCGAUUGGAUUGAGGAUACCAUUGAUCUUGGUGCCAUUAGUUUGACGCGACAGGAUGUUUCCCCUGCUCUACUCAUGCUCUGCGGUGCCGCGUCUCAUGGAGACCUCCGAAACUACACUGGAUGCGGAAUCAUUGGCAUCAAUGCGAACGCCCAAAUUACCGCCCUUCACGAAUCGGACGACCUCACGAGCUGCCUCAUAUCUAUGGAACCCGACUUCGACCUCGAAUCCACAAUAUCUCAGAAUCUACACACUUUGCAGCAUGAUCUUCACGAAGAGGCCCAGCGCCAUAGUCAACAUCGGAACACCAUGACCGAAGGCACCAUCCGUCACAUCAUUAUACUCGAAGAAGCGGGCGAAAGUGAAAAAUCCCCGAAAUGGAUACAACAGCUUAAAUCAGGUGGAAAGACGGAUAAACUUCUCCCUACAACGAUUCUGCAUUGUGUCCUGGAAGAAAGCCGUUUGUCAUUUCGAAUGUGCAUUACCCACCCAGGCGCAGAUGGAGCUCUCCAAGCGCAAAGCGCCAUUGUCAGCUUCUCACACCUUUUUAAUAAAUUUAUCAGUCACCCACAAUCUCAGCUACUGGAUGUAAUAGGAUAUUUGUUGCCCACUUCGCCCACGGCAUCCACCCCAGAAGUUCCACCAUCCUGGGAGGUAUGCGUGCAAAAUGUAAUCCAACAGCAAUGUCGCAAAUCCCCAGACUCGCUUGCCGUUGACGCAUGGGAUGGUUGCCUAACAUACCGAGAGCUGGAAGAGCUUACCGACCGACUAGCACGCGCACUGAUGCUUUUGGGCAUAGGACCGGAGCGCUUCGUUCCCAUUUGUAUGGAGAAGUCUCUAUGGACAACAGUUGCAAUCCUCUCCGUAAUAAAAAGUGGCGGCGCAUUCAGUCUACUAGACCCAGCGCAUCCUUUACCGCGUCUGCAACAGAUAUGCGAUGACCUUGAAAGCCCAUUUAUAAUCUCGUCGCAAGAGCAAUCAGCACGCUGCCUGGAGCUGGGAGAUGUUCUGGUUCUAGAAAAUUUGGAUCAAGCAUGUCGAUUCACCCGUACCCUCCGGGGAAUGCCGUUGGCCCAGCCAAGUAAUGCGCUCUAUGUCGCUUUCACGUCGGGCUCCACAGGAAAGCCGAAAGGAGUUGUUAUUGAACACCAGGCUUACGCCUCAAGUGCUAUAUCCCAUACGCCAUUAUUCCAGCUUAAUAACACUUCUCGCCUUUUACAGUUCGCGGCCUAUGCCUUCGACGUUAGCAUUUUGGAGACGCUAAGCACACUAAUGGCUGGAGCUUGUCUAUGUGUACCGAGUGAGGCUCAACGGAACGAUGUGGUUUUAUUCGAAGAGGCCUUGAAGACCUUCCGUCUAACCCAUGUUGGCCUUCCUCCCUCCUUUGCUCGAAUAGUGCCCUGGGAGAAUAUUGAAGAGCGCCCUACAUUGUUAACCGGUGGCGAGCCAAUGCGCAAGUCUGACAGAACAAUUUAUGAUGGGCUCGGGAUGCGCUUGAUGAAUGCAUAUGGCCCCACUGAGUGCUCUGUUAACGCCACAAUGAAUCAUCGCGUGAGACCCAGACAUCCGGUGCAGAAUAUUGGUAAGCCUACUGGGGCGGUUGCGUGGAUCGUCGACCCUGAUGAUAUGGACACACCGAUGGGAUGGGGCGAGGUUGGCGAACUUCUUCUUGAAGGUCCGAUCGUGGGACGAGGAUAUUUGAAUAACAGUACUGCUACUCGCAAAGCCUUUAUUGAACCUCCAACAUGGCUUCAACAGCUGCGAAAGGGGCAGCAUCAGCAUCGAGUUUACCGAACGGGUGAUUUAGCCUCUCAGGAUCAGACAGGAGAUAUUAAUAUCAUCGGUCGCAACGACGGACAGUUCAAGAUUCGAGGACAGCGCGUUGAGGUGGCUGAUGUCGAGCAUCAUGUCAACGACUUUGUGGCCUCCAGCACCGAUGUUGUCGUUGAGAAAGUACACACCUCUGACGACUACCAAAGGCUGAUCGCAUUUAUCGUCCUAGAUGGGCCAUUGCCUCCGCAGACGACCGAUUCACUCUUUAUCGCACCAGAUGCCUCUGACCUGGAGAAUUUUAAAGGCAUCCAAGGGCAGCUGCACAAUCGUCUUCCCCGGUAUAUGGUGCCCGAUGUGUGGAUUCCAUUGGCUCGUCUCCCCAAGGCACCAUCUGGAAAGAUCGACCGUCGUUUAUUAAGAGAGACCGCAGCAGCAAUGUCACAAAGAGAUCUUUCUGAAUUUGCGUGCUCCGCCGAAGAGAAAGAGAAACGGGCUCCUAGCACUGACAGCGAACAGAAACUACAGCAAGUGUAUGCUGAGAUUCUCCAAAUCCAACUUCCAGCCAUUGGCAUGGACGAUACAUUUUUGCGCCUUGGUGGAGAUUCCGUCCAAGCUAUUCGUCUGAUCGGGGCUGCAAGAAAAGUGGGAAUUGUCAUUCAGAUGCAGGAAUUACUCUCUGAGGUCACUAUCGCCGAGCAGGCGGAGAAAUCCACGACGAUUACAUCUUCGCCCGAGACGGUAUAUGAGUCGUUCAGUCUGGUGAACACCUCUGUCCAGUCUGAUGUUCUUAGGUUAGCCCAGGAACAAUGCAGCGUGCAAAGAUCCCAGGUUGAAGAUAUUUAUCCAUGUACACCCCUACAAGAGAGCAUGUUCGCAUCCUCGCUACAGCACCCUGGCAUGUACACUGGAAAUAUCGUCUUUCGAAUUCCACUCGACGUGGACGCAUCCAAAUUAAAAAACGCAUGGAAAAACACGUCUGAUUACAAUCCUAUUCUGCGCACGAGGAUUAUUCAAACCUCUCAUGGCUUUUUCCAAGUCGUUGUUGACGCCUUCGCGUGGCAUGAGGAGGCCGGCCCCACUCUGCAAACCCCCAGAUUUACCGAACUCGUCGGGCAACCAUUGGUUCAAUAUUCUUACAACGAGAAGAAUCGCGAGUUAGUAUUGACGAGUCACCACUCUGUGUCAGAUGACUGGACGCUACGCCUCGUUCACCAACAGGUGGAAGCCGCAUAUCAUGGCCACUCGCUGGAGAAGCAGCAUUUUUAUCCCUUCAUUCAGUACACCCGGGGAAUCCAGGGCGUGGACAAAUUCUGGGCCACUCAGCUGUCUAAAUUAGAUGCCACCGUCUUUCCUGAGCUUCCGGCCAGCAAUUACCGACCUUCAGCCACGAAGUCACUCCAACAUAAGAUCGAGGGGCUUUCAUUGGAGAAGCAAACAUCUCAUACCCUCCCUACUUACAUCUACCUUGCGUGGGCACUGCUUAUCGCUCAUUAUACUGAUUCACCCGAUGUGGUGUACGGCGUGACUCUCAGUGGACGCAAUGCUUCAGUCCCAGGUAUUGAGGCCAUGGUCGGGCCGACAAUUACGACCCUUCCAUUGCGCGUUCAAUUGCAGUCAGCAAAUUUGGUAGUGACCGCGCUAGAUCAAGUACAAAAAACAUUGGCUUCCAUGAUUCCAUACGAACAGGUCGGGUUGCCGCGGAUCGCGAAAAGUUGCGAGGACGGUAAAAGAGCUUGCCAAUUCCAAAGUCAGCUAAUAAUCCAGUCUCCGGAGGAAGCAGAACAGACAAGUCUUCUUGAAACCGUACAAGGAUCUGUCACUACCGGCCUGGAUUAUACCAACUUCUGUGAGUUCGCAAUGAUGCUGUCGGUUCUACCCAGCGCAGACCGUAGCGGUAUGGCUAUUGAUACUGCGUUCGAUCCCAAUGUCCUCUCGCCGGAUUCAAUGCGUCGAAUGCUGUCUCAAUUUACACAUAUCCUCCGUCAAAUCAUGCUGCAACCUGCGCAGCAGAUAGAAGCAAUUGACAUGGCAUCCCCUGAUGACCUGAGACAACUUCAACAGUGGAAUCCCCAAAUACCUGCGGCUGAAAACCGGUCCUUGCACGAGAUUGUUCUAACUCGUUGCCUUGAAAAGCCAACGGCUACGGCUGUGUGUUCCUGGGAUGGUUCAUUGACUUACUCAGAACUAGCCAACUUGUCAUCCUCGCUGGCUUACCGACUCAAACUGCUGAAUAUACACCCAGGUUCCUCAGUAGGAGUCUGUCUAGAGCGAAGUAAAUGGAGCGUUGUCGCCAUUCUGUCUGUCUUGCGUGCCGGAGCUACUUGCAUCCUCUUAGACUUGAAUCAUCCGCGCCAGAGAAUUCAAGAUAUCCUCAAAGAAACUUCCGUUCAGGUCGUCAUCAACAGUCAGACGACAGCUGAAUUAACAAGCGGUCUCACCCCAAGCGAGCUUCGUCUAGAUCCUGAGCUCACAGAUAGUCUGCAGCAUACGCCACACAUACCUGACUCACCGGGCCCUCCUACUGCUCCGGCUUUUAUCCUUUUCACCUCCGGCAGCACCGGUCGGCCCAAGGGCAUCGUCAUGCCGCACAGCGCCUUAGCCUCGAGUAUCAAGUAUGCCACCGCCCCGAUAAACCUCACAGCUGAUUCUCGGGUGCUCCAUUUCUCCUCAUACGCCUUCGAUGUCAGUAUUUUCGAGAUCUUCUUUUCGUUGGCGGCGGGUGGAACUCUCUGCGUUCCGUCAGAAUUCGAACGUAAAAACGCGCUUGCCGCCGCCAUCUGCCGACUUCAAGUCAAUUGGACGCUCAUCACCCCAUCAACCGUGCAAACUUUGCAACCUUCAGAAGUUCCAUGUCUGUCAACCUUGGUCCUGGGAGGUGAAGCUGUCACCCGUGAAAAUGUAGAUAUUUGGGCCACUGGUCGCAGGAUGAUCAAUGCAUAUGGGCCCGCGGAAGCUGCAGUUUCCGGUGCUGGAAACAUUCCCCCCACGGGCUGGAAGCAAGGGUUGAUUGGGUCAAUCGUCGGUGGUGUCGGCUGGGUGACAAUGCCCAAUGAUACGUCGCGUUUGGCUGCGGUCGGAGCCAUCGGAGAACUACUGUUGGAGGGACCUUUUCUGGCCGCAGGAUACUUCAACCUUCCGGAUAUCACGGCCGCAUCAUUCAUUGAAGCCCCGGCAUGGAGACAGAACAUGUCACUGGGUUCAUCUUCAGGACUCUACCGGACGGGAGAUCUCGUGCAGUACCAAGAUGAUGGCACAAUUAGAUACAUAGCCCGCCAGGGGACGCGCAUGAAGCUCCACGGCCAAUUGAUCGAUAUGGGAGAAGUUGAAACCAACAUGCUCCGUGAGUUCCCUUCGGCAAACGGAGUGGCUGCCGAGAUAAUCUCUCUGGAUAUUGGCGACAAGAAAACAGCAACCCUGGUCGCUUAUAUCAGCAUCCACUCCAACGAUCCCAAAGAGCGCGAUGCCAAUGCCUUUUUAAACUCAGUCUCUCAGCAAUUCCGCCAAAGUACCGCCGAGGCAGAGACACGCCUUCGACGUAUCCUUCCAUCAUAUAUGAUCCCGUCCAUGUUCAUCCCAAUACAGGCGAUGCCACAUACCGUGACAGGAAAACUUGAUCGUCGCAGCCUACGGUCAGCUGUCCAGUCUCUCUCUGCUGCUGAGCUCCAGAAUUAUCGCGCAGCUCCACGAGUAAAAGCCCCAGUCUCUAGUGAUGCUGAGCAACUGCUGCAAACCACUUGGGCUGAUCUCCUAGGCCUGUCCAAGGAAUCUAUUGGGGCGGAAGACAACUUCCUCAUUGUCGGUGGGGAUUCGAUCGUUGCCAUGCGAAUGGUCGCUACGGCUCGACGUGCUGGGUUCGACUUCACCGUGGCAGACGUCCUGAGCCCGAACAGCUCUUUGUCAUCUCUUGCACUUUCCUUGCAACACGCGGUGCCCGGUGAAGAUAAAUCUGCUAUCUCUGCUCCAGAUAAGCCAUCAAUCCUCACAUCGGUGGACUUCCAGCGACAUCUCACCUCUCUGAAACACCAAGGAAUGAUACCGUUGGCUGGAAACGUCAUUAGCGCGCAGCCAGCUACGCAAGCACAAUCAACACUUAUUUCAAGAUACCCAUGGUUCCAUUUCCAGUUUCCAUUCCAAGGUGAUCUGAACGAAGAAAGAGUGCGAGAUACGUGUUCCGCACUUGUCCGUGCUCACAGUGUACUGCGGAUUGUCUUCACUCAAUAUCGCGACGAGGUCUUCCAAUUAACCCUAGCGCAAGAUACGAAUCUUCCUUUGGAGGUAGUUACGACCGAUAAGGUGUUAGACUCAUUUUGUGAAUCUCUUUGCCAUGCGGAGCAAUCUGUUUCGGUUCCUUCAGCAGGAGUGGCGACUCGCUUCACUCUGGUAUCCAAUCCCACGAAUACAGAUCAGCGACUCAUCAUCCGCCUGGCUCACGCCCAAUAUGAUGCCAACUCUGUUGGAAUUCUGGUUCACGAUCUCGAAUCAGCAUAUAAUGAUGGAAAGAAGAUCGCCAAUACCUCUUUCGACACGUACCUUGAGCAACGGGCGCAACAUUCAGAUCAAGAGCAGCAGAGAGCCUUUUGGCAAGAGUACCUGGCGGGUUCAUCACUGACCUCCUCGCCCCUCGAUCACACAUCGGUCAAUGAGUUAGUCACAGGAACCUGCGAUCUUGCUUUACCGGCUGCACUCCCACCUUCUAUCACCCUUCCUACCCUUGUGAAAGCUGCCGCCUCUCUAGUCCUUGCUAGACACCACCAGCGACCUGAUAUCGUCGUCGGCCAGACCGUCGAUGGACGCAGUUUGUCAUUCCCCGAUAUCGAUCGAGUUGUGGGCGCUUGUAUCAAUUAUAUACCGUUCCGUGUUCAGCCUCGUGCCUCCAUGACUGCGCGAGACUAUCUCCUCCACGCCCAAGUCCAGCAUGCCCGGAGCCUGGGGUCCGAGUCUCUUGAUUUGCGUACUAUAGUCUCGCAAUGCACAGAUUGGUCUCCUUCAGAUUCGACAGAAUUCGGGUACCUUGUCCAGCAUCAGACGGCUAAUCACGGCUUAACGUUGACACUUGCGAAUAAGCCGUCGUCUCUCUCACUAGUGGGUGGGCUCUGUCCUGGACCGGAGGUGUGGAUUUGCUCUACCGAGACCCUAUCUGGGGUGAGAAUGGAUAUCCACUGCUCAGCGCAGAAGAUGAGUCUCGAUCGGGCCACAUCUAUGGCGCAUGAAGUUUGCACAAUGAUUAAUGAUCUUAUUACGAGUUCGGACAAGCAUUUAAAUGCCAUUGAAGGAAUCACAUUCCUAAACUAG